CUUUCAGUACGCAUCGCGUGACGGGCACGUGGGUUCCCGUGACCGCGUUCCUCCAGGUUGAAUCAUUGAACCCACCGCUCUGGAUGCCUCCAGAUAACUACUAACCUCUUGACUUUUCUUCCGCUCUCUUCGUUGCACUCCCUUUUACUUGCUGGGUAUGGCUCUUAGCACCUCACCGCGUAAACUAUUGCCUCUCCCUAGCACGGAGGAUAUCAGACAUCGUUCAGAUCCCAGUUCAAGCUCUACGAAACGCAUUUUUUUCUGUGGAGUUGUUGUGGAGGGUUCUGAGAAUGGGCGAAGGCUUCCGGACGAAAUUCAAGAGCUGGUUUUAUCUCUUGGAGACGUCUUAGAAGGGUCAGAAUGUGACAGUGGCAUGCUUUCCUCGGCCUCGAACGGUAAUCAGACGCAUGCUCGACCAACCACUCGGAAAAGGGCACUCACUGACUCUUCAGCACUUUCCUCAGCUAUCAAUGAACUAGUCGCCACUGAACGGUCCUAUGUACGACGCUUACAAAUUCUCAAGAAAGAUUACGCAGACCCACUACGAAAUUUUGCUCGCAGCAAAAGCACCGCUAUACUCCCUAAGUACGAAGCCACAACGCUUUUUGGAAAUAUCGACAAUCUGCUUCCAGUCAAUGAAGCCUUCCUGACGGAUUUGGAGAAGAUGGUCGCUCCGAAUGGCCCUAAAACAGUAGGAGGGAUUGGUGACGUUGCUCUACGGCAUUUCAAAGAACUGCGUGGCUUUGAGCAGUACAAACAGUAUUAUGUGAAGAGAGAAGAGGCACAGGUGAUAUUCGAACGGGAAGUUUCUAAGAGGUCGUCCUUUGCGGCUUAUAUUGACCGCAUCAAGUAUCAAUCUGCCGAUAUGAAAAACCGAAUUGGAUUAAGGGAACUCCUGAUGGAUCCUGUUCAGCGUAUACCCCGGUAUACGCUACUCUUUCGGUUGAUGAUGAAACAUAUGGCAUCCGAUGAUCCCCAAAGGGCUAAGGUUAUGGAGGCCGAUGAAAUUGCUGGCAAGAUUGCUCUCGCAGAGACUGAUGAGCAAACUCAGCGCGCGUCGAUUUUUUACUGCCUUAUAGCAAAUAUCGAAGGGUUCCCUCCGGACUUGUUCUCCAACUCACGAAGAUUCAUUGAUUGCAUCGACGUCGAAGAGGUGCCUGCCGAUGCACUUAUACCUUCCACAGCAUCCGCGGCCAGCUCGGGCCUGAGUUCGUUGCAUUGUACCCUCUUCCUCUUCGAUGACAAACUUCUUUUGGUCAAACGACCUGGGAAUGGUGAAAAGGGAGGACGGGUCCUUGCAGGGUUGGAUAACCCGGACAAAGUUUCAAAGGCGGGAAUGAUUCCAAACGGAAGAAAGAAAAGUGGAAUGGUUUGUAAAGGGGUGUUUGACGUAACUGACGUGGUAGCUACCGAUGUCGAGGGAGCCGAUAUCCAUUUGUAUCUUGAAAAUCCACCACAGGAUAUGGGUGACAGAUGGUCUGGUCGACCGUUCAGGGCUCUUUCGGUCGUUCAUCCGCCUUCUCCACCAAACCUUGAUCCAAAGGGGACAAGUGUAGACAAGCACCGUUUUCUGGAAAGCCUAUGGAAAGUGCAAGCAAACUACAGAGCCCGUGCUGGGCAAUCUGUAGUUCUCCGUGCGGAAGAGGUUGAAGUCGAGUCUAAAGGAGGCAAGACCACAAUAGCAAGGACUUACUACAAUGUCUACCAGAGAACUGCUUUUCUGCAAGAACCCAAGAAGACAAAGAUUGUGGUCCAUGUCGAUGAUAAUGGCACUGCCGACUCAAUCCCGUUUGGCGUGGGUUUGCCUCCUUUCGUCGUGAUUCGCUUGCAACCGCUCGCAGGAGGUGUAUGUCGGUAUAAAGUUAACUCCAGUGAUCCUUCAGACCCAGGGGAAGAGGACAUAGUCCAAACUACUCGGGUGCCCUCUCGAGUUGUUCUCACAAUUCACCAGUUUGGAUUGUUUCAAUUCCGAACGGGAAAAAACUCGCGCCCGCCCACUCCAACUGCUAAAACUAAGGCUUCUAUCUUCGGCUUAGAUGCGAUCUCUAGGACGUUCUUUCCAUCCUCAAGGCCAGGCACCUCAAUGGGAGAUUUCUUUUCCGGUUCCAUUAACAGCCAUCGACGUACAAAGUCUACUACAAGUCGAUCCUCUAUGUAUACACAUACCGCAAGCACAGCGGACAGUAGCUUCAAAUUUUCGCAUCGUUCAAACUCCACGGCUACGGCUGCAACGACAGUAUCUGAAGCAGACGAUGAUGCGUCCUUUUUCUCCACGCCGUCAUCAAGGAAGCGUAAGCAAAGGGAAAGAGGACGCUCACCUGAACCGUUAUCCGAUGCGGAGGGAUCCUUCAUUCAAAGCGUUACUCGUUCCAUCGGCAGAUCGCGGUCGGCAUCCAGGGAAGGUGGGAGUGAUGCCCACGACGAGGACGUGUUCGAGGAAGCUCCGGAGUUAAACACCUCUGAUCGUCAUCUCGCCCUUCAACUGGAGCUAGCUCGCCGGAAUAGUAAGAGUCAGAAUGAAAGACAAACGCCGACGUUUUCGCAACUGCCAGAAGGUGCCCCGAUUUACGAAGAGGAUCCCCCGCCUCCAGUAAGGCCGACAUCAAGAGCCUCAACGACUCAGGACUCGAGCAGCCAAUGCACGAUCACUGGAGAUUGUUUGCAAUCUCCCUCUUCCCGUAUGUCACGCUCAUUAUCUCGUGGAUCGUCUGCGGAUCGACGCCCUCUGGGCCCUCGGAGCCCAUCUCCACUCCCCCCGUCACGUAGUCCACGUCCGCCGUCGCCUCUCGGAUUACCUUCAAUGGAUGACGAGGUCUUCAGAGCUAUUGACGGCGAUUUACCCCAAACCCCUCUUGCAUCCUCGCGACUGACGGGUAUCCCGCGUAGUAAAAGGCAGACGUUCCUUCCUCCCGAACAUAGUGAGACACCAAGAGGAAAUACACAUGGAAUUGCUCCUGCUCCACCCACUUCCGUUGAACCUUUGUCCAUCAAAAAGAAAACGUCUGUUCGCAGUGGCGCUUGGGCUGGGGAGUCCCCAGUUCCAAGGAGAUCUGGCCGCACUUCUCUAUCGCGUAUGCCUACGAAGAGAAACUCUCCACGACGAGUCUCCCCGCAGAUCAAGCUUGCUAAGAUUGCCAGCAUGUCAUCCGUUCCUACAACACAGGUAUUGGGCGAAGUGGAGAAUAUUUUGCAUCUAGCUCAGACUACGAAAGAAGACGUCGAAUCUGGACAUCGUGCUGUCAAACGCUUGAAGGUCGAGAUCGAGAGACAAGGAGCCAUCAUCAAAGACGUGGAACCAAUAUCCAGACCGUCCUCUCCGGUGAAAGGAUUGCGGACGCCUCAGAGGGCACCUGCGACUCCGAUGACGAAGGCCGCUCAAGCUCGUCUGGAUGAAAUGCGCCAACUUAUAGGACAACGAAAUGGUGAACUAACACCUCGUAGCCGUCCUCCCGGCAGUGUUCUAGGGACGCCACUUUGCUCUCAUAGUUCAAUUGAUUCUCCAGCAGCAGGACCUGCUUUCACACCUUUUGCUAACUUUGGAACGCUGGCAACAGAUGCAGAUGCACAUUUGGUCAGAGCACUCACAACACUUGAGACUCUUCACAGUUCCGCGAAGGAAGUGUCGCAUCAGCUGAAGGAGCGAACGACUGAUCUUGAAAAGAAGAAUGUUGAACUUCAAAACGUUAGAAGGCAGCUGGAGGUAAUGAAAAGCUUGCUAGAAGAAACAACAAAGGAGAAGGAGAUUAUGUACGAGGCGUUCAAUGAAGAACUGGAUGGCAUGUAUAAUGACGCAAAUCUCCCUGACGACGAGGCGUGGCUUGCGUUGACAAACGAUUUACGAGAUACAAAAGCAUCCAGGAACCACUUAUCCAUGGAAAAUUCGGCCCUGAGGAGGCGGCUCGCUGAAUUGGAGCUACAACUAGAGGAAUGCCGGCAGGAAAACUGCAAAAUAUCCUCCUAG
This is a messenger RNA of Marasmius oreades (fairy-ring Marasmius), 3961 nucleotides long. RefSeq lists its product as uncharacterized. The record is from RefSeq and is a predicted model, not a curated record. The transcript is spliced from 13 exons. Lineage: Eukaryota; Fungi; Basidiomycota; Agaricomycetes; Agaricales; Marasmiaceae. The coding region runs from base 158 to 3961 and encodes 1267 amino acids. Gene Ontology annotation, molecular function: guanyl-nucleotide exchange factor activity.